This is a messenger RNA of Helobdella robusta, 717 nucleotides long. RefSeq lists its product as hypothetical. The coding region runs from base 1 to 717 and encodes 238 amino acids. NCBI's taxonomy places the organism in Eukaryota, Metazoa, Annelida, Clitellata, Rhynchobdellida, Glossiphoniidae. The transcript has a single exon. The record is from RefSeq and is a predicted model, not a curated record.
AUGAAUCUGUACAGUCCACACCACCACAAACGAUAUCAACAGGGUUACAGUCAUUCGUCGAAAACAUUUAAUAAUCAUAGGCCCAUGCUGGGCCAACGGUCAAUUGAAUCCCGCAUUUCUUCUGAGUUUGAGGAUCAGUUUCCACAUGAGCACAAUAGAGGAAACGAUAAUUCGCGUUUUGUUAGCGGUGUUGGAUGUUCAACAUCGCAACGAACAUCCUCUUUGAUGGCUUACUCUCCAAGUGAUUUAAAUGAAGCCGUUCAGAAUAUUUCUGCAAUGAACAUCUCUUCAAUAAAUGUAUCGGCCGGCAAGACUCCGACCAAUUAUUUCCCAUCAAGUUCUGAUGAUUUCGUCGGAGCGAGUGUAAUGAACGUCGGUGGGAUUGAUUGUGGUGACGAUGGAGACGACGAGGAUGAACGAAAUGAAUUAUUUCUGCCAAGUAGUUGCGGGGACGUAGGUAUGAAAUCGUUCGACAGUCACGUUGAUCAGAUUGUAAAUGACAAACAAGCUGAUAGCAACGAUGAUGACGAAGAUGAAAACGACGACGACGUCAUAUUAAUCUCAGAAACCUGCGUGGAUGAAGACGAGGACAGUGAUGAUGGCAAUCAUAACGGCGAUGACGUCAUUAAUAAGAAUGACGUUGAUGAUAAAGAUGAUGAUCAGCCUGUUGGUGAUGGUGAAGAUUUCAAUGACGUUCAUUUCGAGAACUGGACAUGA